GUAGCCUGUACACAUGCGCAAAAUGUUAUGUUUGUGAAACAGCUGCCCUGAAAGCCGAAGUAAUGCCUAAUUUUCGACGAUAUUUAGGGGAUUUCCUCUUAUCCAGGGUCUACCUCUGACAUUUCGAUGAGUUUCAUCAUUUACUGGCUCGACAUAAGAGCGCUUCCACUGACCGUCAGACGAGAGAAAAUGUGUUUACGAAGAGCGAGAUUGUCACGGACUUGUUUAGGACCUCAAGUUGCAUGUAAAGUCACAUUACGUGGUUUACCUGCGUAACACAUAGGAGAAGAAGCUUGUUGUAUACUGUGUGCUGUUGAAAGUGAAAUCUUACCCGGUGGAGUCGGCUUACAUAACACUCAGCUUGCGUCGCGUUGGUCUGAUUUUCCCGGAGCUUGAAUUCGCAUUUAUUUUUGAUAUUGUUCAAUCUUCUUGCCCUCUACUCAUAGCUUUCGUUUCUGAAUUGUAUUCUAACAAUUUUGUCUGCCUGGAUCUGUAAAGUUUUGACUGUACAUGGAUGUAGUUGCAAUUCAAGCUGUGUGCAAUAAACCGAACAUUUGGACUUUCCCAAAUAAAAAUUAGGCUUCAGUUCUGUGGUAACUUGUACAGUUGUACUUGUAAGACCUUGAUGAUAAUUUAGUCAAGUUGACAUGAUGUUGCUAGUCAUAGUGAUAAACUUAAAGAUAGUAAAAUUGGAAUGAUUUGAACAGAACCUUGAUUUCUUUUCCUGCUGGUGUUCAUGACAGUUUGUGAGGAGAGGACAGGAAACGAACACUUUCAAUAAACCAGGAAAAUAAUUGUUGACAAGAUGGCGGCAAUAGUGACCAACUUUCUACCGGAUUCCCCAAGUCAGGACAACCUGAAAUCCCCAACGACGCCCACUACCCCUAGCGCCCCAUUCCCUGGUAUGGGCGAAUGCAAUCUCUUCUCGCCAGAAGACACGCUCAAUGGAGAUGAUGCCCUGAUAGGGGAGCUCAAUGCGAAGGACAAGUUGGUAUGCCCAUCUGACAUGGUCUACGAUGCCAUAUUGAAGCAGCUACACGAAAGAUUAGAGGAAGGACAAGGAGAAACGAUCUAUUCUGUUGGACAAGGGGGUGAUGGUAAGAAAAGCGGAUUGAGUCCUGAUGAGGUGGCAGCAUCAGCAGCUACCCUGGAGCGAAUGGCUCAAAGCAUAGAGGCUGAUGUGGUCUUACUGAGAGAGAGAGACCUGGAGAAUGGAACGGUGGCCGACUACCUGGUCAGAAGGAGGGCAGAUGAAGAAGACUUCUACGAAGUUAGGGUGGCUGUAGUGGGUAAUGUCGAUGCAGGAAAGAGUACCUUGCUGGGUGUGCUCACCCACGGUGAGCUGGACAACGGUAGAGGGUUCGCACGACAGAAGUUGUUCAGGCACAAACACGAGAUGGAGUCUGGGAGGACAAGCAGUGUAGGGAACGACAUCUUGGGCUUUGACAGUAAAGGCGAAGUGGUCAAUAAGCCAGACUCCCACGGUGGGAGUCUUGACUGGGUCAGGAUCUGUGAGAAUUCCUCCAAAGUGAUUACCUUCAUCGACUUGGCUGGUCACGAGAAGUACCUCAAGACGACUGUGUUCGGCAUGACGGGUCAUGCGCCUGACUUUGGCAUGCUCAUGGUUGGUAGUAACGCUGGAGUGAUUGGUAUGACCAAGGAGCAUCUUGGUUUGGCGCUCGCCCUGAGCGUCCCCGUCUUCGUGGUGGUUACCAAGAUCGACAUGUGCCCUCCCAACGUCCUGCAGGAGACCCUGAAGCUCCUGCAGAGGAUCCUCAAGUCUCCUGGAUGCAGGAAGAUACCGGUCCUCGUCAACAGCAAGGAGGAUGUCGUCAUGAUGGCAACAAACUUCAGCUCUGAGAGAGUGUGCCCAAUCUUUCAGGUGUCCAAUGUGACUGGAGAGAACCUGAGCCUUCUGAAGAUGUUCCUCAACCUGUUGACAACCAGGACAAUGUUUGAUGAGAAUGAACCAGCAGAGUUUCAAAUUGAUGAGACCUACUCUGUACCCGGUGUUGGAACAGUGGUGUCGGGGACGACGUUAAAGGGGACGGUCAGAAUAAACGAUAUUCUGGCCCUUGGGCCCGAUUCUCACGGUCACUUCCAGCAGGUCAUCAUCAAGAGCAUUCACAGAAAACGUAUGCCGGUCAAGAUGGUCCGAGGUGGUCAGACGGCUUCUUUCGCUCUCAAAAAGCAAAUCAAACGGUCCCAAGUCAGGAAAGGAAUGGUGAUGGUUUCUCCUGAGAUCAACCCUGUUGCAUGCUGGGAGUUUGAAGGUGAAAUCUUGGUUCUCCACCAUCCCACAACGAUAAGCACCCGCUACCAGGCCAUGGUUCAUGUAGGGAGCACCCGCCAGACUGCCUCUAUCAUCAACAUGAGUGUAGACCACAUGCGGACCGGAGACAAGGCAACGGUACGCUUCAGAUUCAUCAAGAACCCAGAGUAUCUCAAGGCAGACUGCAGAAUGGUCUUCAGGGAAGGCAGAACGAAAGCUGUUGGCAAAAUCACCAAGAUACUUCCCCAUGCGCCUGCCACAGAAAACAAGCAGAAGCUCAAAGUAGGCAAGGGCAGGGGCCAUCACACACAGGGCCCCAAGCCUCCCGACUACUCAGCCUCAGGCGGUGGGAGGGGCACUGGACGAAGGGGGCGUCAUAGAGCAAGGGGGCCAGGGGAUGUCGGUGCCACCCCAUCAACAGUAGUAGUAGGAACGCAGUCUUCUCAAACAACCCUCGUUGGGGCAUCGUAAUGCCACUCCUAGUCUUCGUAUAGAAAGGGAGGCGUUUUAGAAAUUUACUGUACAAUAGAGUACAUCUUCAAAUCCUGUUGAUGUGAAGGUUCUGUAAAGCAACCCCUCCUCAAACUAUAUCCUUGUGAAUUCAGAACUGCAGCGCUUAGCUUUGUUACAGAUUGUUACAGAUAGCCCAUAAUUUUGUAAAAUAAGAAAUUCACUCAAGAUUUCAUCUUUGAUGUCGAAUUCAUUUACUUCCCAUUAAACCUUGCCUCAUUUUCAUGAUCAUCAUCAAUCUGUGACUUCCAAAGUGAUUAACAUACUUGUAAAGGUGUAAAUGCAACGAUCACUUAAUAGUCUAACUUCUAUACAUGCACAGUAGAACUAUCAUUUUUCAUAGGCAAUCGUUUUUAAAUCAAAUUUUUCAGGCAUUUCAUCUCCCCCCCCCCCCCUUUAAAAACCGGGCAUGGUUUCACAAUUUUAAUAUAAAUAGAUAGUUAAUAGGCAAUAUUAACUAUGGAUAAUCGAUACAUCUGCACACUCCUUUCACAAUACUUAGUUUUAUUUACCCAGAUAUACAUGUAUAGUAAAGUCUGUGUGACCUUUGCCGACUUAAAAACCUGCCUCAACCUGGACAAGUUGCAUAAGUGCAUCCUUAUUUAUUAAUAAUAAUGAUGUACAUGUCUAAGUUUUGUAAGGCACCAAAUCCACUUGCUUGAGGUGCACAAAGAGAAAUUGCAUCAAUGAGUUGCGUACAAAAUGGUAAUUGGUGUGCAUUCAUUCUUAUUGGUGCAAUUGCAUACUUACUUGGUGUGUGUGUGUGUGUCUCUCCCAAUUUGACUAUGAUACGCCCAUCAACCAAGGAAGGGUAUGUAACUUGGCAGCCUAAAUGCCAGGCAUAAUGCCAUGGGCCGUAGUCUCUGUAGAGAAAGCAUCAGUAUCAGUAUGUGGAAGAGAAGAACACUAGACAAUGACAUCAUCUUCGUCAACGACAUCUUCGAGCGAAUUGCCGGCGAAUUUUCCCGCCUCGCUCAGUACAACAAAAUAUGGGACUGUGGUUGAGACAGAAACAAUAAUGGUCUCUUUUUUAAUUGCAAUGUAGAUAGUACAUUUUGUAGAUAUUCUCCAACAGAUUUUUGUUCUUUUUUAUGUGUUGUUUUUCUGUAAUAUUCUUUCUUCCAGUUUGAACUUUUUUUUGCCAGGAGUGCUAUUCUGAAAACUGACAUCUUUUAUAACAGUGAGACGUAUGAUGAUUGUCUUGACAAAUCUAAUUUAGGACACAUCAUUUGUUGAUGUCCGAGUUUUAAGUGGCUGAUACGAGCUCUGUGCGACUUUAAUAUCAUUAUGGCAAUGAACAUAUGUCUCAGCAACAUCAAAGAUAGCAGUAUUUAGAAUACCACUAAGUUUGACAAAUGAAAAGCGUUUGACUUACAACCAAGUCUCAUUUUUACAUUUUAUUGUUUUUAUCUGAUUGUUUUAAAAUUAUAUGCAUCUAUGAACAUUUUAAACUCUUGAACAACAAUAUCCAUCAGAAUCAACCUAUGUAAUUAUUUUUCUUUUUCUUCUUCAAUUAAUAAAUAGGUUUGUUGCUUUGUCAUGCAUUGUAGUCCAAUUUUCUUAGGGCAUAGUGAUAGUUCUUAAUUUUAUUUUUUAUUUCAUUUUCCUUCUUUAUUGGAGUUUUUUUACAAGAGAAUAUUUAAUUACAAUCUAAUCAGGUUGUGUUGUUUUGAAGAA
Messenger RNA from Strongylocentrotus purpuratus (purple sea urchin), 4459 nucleotides. RefSeq names its product GTP-binding protein 1 (gene gtpbp1). Gene Ontology annotation, biological process: translational elongation. Bases 806 to 2743 code for a protein of 645 amino acids. Gene Ontology annotation, molecular function: translation elongation factor activity; GTP binding; GTPase activity. The transcript is spliced from 11 exons. Lineage: Eukaryota; Metazoa; Echinodermata; Echinoidea; Camarodonta; Strongylocentrotidae. The record is from RefSeq and is a predicted model, not a curated record.